AUGGGCUCUGUUACCUCGCUGCCUCCAAACGUCAUGUAUAACUUCGUAGUUGAAGCAAUGAGUGGUUCCCAAAAACUCAGCACUGCAUCAGUUGAAUCAUCAACAGCCCCUGAUAUGAUGGAGCCCAUUCUGACAGUGAAGUCACUGGAUAGCACAACCUUGACAGUGGAGUUUAACUUGAGAAACGGGGUGUCUCAUUACAUCAUACGUGUCGAGAACAGCAAUGGCUUCUUCAGAGAGGUUGCAGCAUCCUCCUCUCCAGCUGAGAUUGAGUCCCUUGUGCCGUACACUGAGUACUCGCUCAGCAUCAUGGCUGUGAACACCGCAGGCCGCAGCCAGCCCUCAAUUCCUGUAACUGGAAAGACAGUUUUGGCUCCUCCUCAGCUUGCGUCCUCCUCUACGAGCAACAGCAGCAUCGUUCUAUCCUGGGAUCCAGUUGCUCAUGCCGUCCAAUACACCGUGUCCAUAUGCAAGCUUGAUUCAAACACAAGCAUGGGCGUGUACAACACCUCCAACACCAGUUUGACCUUCUCCGGCUUGGAUGCUGGCUCACUCUACGUCAUAACUUGUUUUGCUUGGGAUCUUGAAGGUCGAAAGGGAGACAGCUCGAACAUUAAACAGGCUACACGACCUCGGACCCCAGCGUCUGUCAGUGUGUCUGUGGUGAUGAAUGGCAGUGUGGCUGGACUCUUGGUGUCUUGGGAGCCAGACCAGGAGGUCUAUGGACCCAUUGAGUACAAUGUGAUGAGUGACCUAAACUUAAUGUGUAAGACCACAUCCAGCUCCUGCACCCUCUCAGUAGUGGGGUGUGGAGAGGUACACACCAUCCAAGUCACUGCCUCAAAUGAGGCUGGGCCCAGCUAUCCAUCUAGCCCUGCAGUCUUCAUCACCUUCCCCUGCCCACCUGAGUCUUUGGCACUAGUGGAGUCUUCAGAAGGCAACUGCACUCUAACGUGGAAAACCGUGGCUCAUGCUGACAGCUACAUGGCCCUUAUCGAGACAGCUGGCAGCAGUGUGGAAACCUGCAACACCACCAGCAACAACUGUACCUUUCACUGCCCGUGUGGGCAAACAUACCUCCUGUCUGUGCUGGCCUUCAACCACGCUGGCAGCAGUCCUCAAGGACAAGUUCUCAACUACACCACUUUGGUGUGUUGCCCAGAGGAUGUGUCAGUGUCAGCGGUGAGCACUGACACUCUGGACAUCAGAUGGAUGCCCUCACGGGGGGCAGUGCUGUACGAGACCCGGGCUGCACACAGUUCAGAGGUCAUCCUCUGUAAUGACACCGCACCGGUGUGCGUCCUCUCUGGCCUCAGCUGUGACACUGCCUACAGUGUGGUGGUGAUUCCCUGCAAUGAUGUGAGCGGUUGCAACCUUGCUUGUAAAGCUCACACCAAAGACACAGCUCCCUGCAUGCCAAACAAUGUGAUGCUCAAUCCAAAGAACUCCUCCUGCGUCACUGUCAGCUGGACAGCAAAUAACAGGGCUGCUAAUUACACUGUAAGCGCAAAUGGAGAUGAUGACAAACACAUCUGUAGCACCAAUAAAAGCAGCUGUGACAUCACUGACCUUUCCUGUGGCUCCACCUAUGAAGUAAGCGUCGAAGCAACCAGCACAGCUGGUCCGAGUUUACCCAGCUACUCUGAGUUUCUAGAAACAGAACCGUGUUGCCCAGUGAAUCUGACGGUGGAUCAGGUGACCCAGGCAAUCACCAACGUGUCGUGGUCUCACGCCAAAGGGGCACGCUUGUUCAUCGCCACUCUGACAUCAUCACGCGGUCAUGCCCGCUGCCAUACCCAGGACUCCCACUGCCUCAUGGGAUGCAUCACCUGCAGCACCAACUACACUGUCACCAUGGAGGCAAUCAGCCAUAACGGACGCAGGUCCAACUGCACCUAUCAGGGUUUCUCAUCAAGUCCCUGCUGUCAGUCUGGUGUCAAAUUAUACAGCACGUCCAGUAACUCUCUGCGGGUUUACUGGCGCAGCACUGGGAGCAACCACAGCUCCAUCGCAGAGAUGGUGGGGAGGAACAGCAACUACAACUGCACCGCAGCUCCUGGAGACAACAGCUGUGACUUCGGCAGCGUCCAGUGCGGGGACGUCUAUCAUUGUGGCGUGUGUGAAUUCAACCCUGGCUUCCACAGAUACUUCACAUUGCAGAAGACUGAGAGGAACAUCUUUGGUCUAAAACCAGGAACUGAGUAUAAUGUGACUGUCAAAGCUUUUGUCUUCUUCAAUGUGGCGUGUGUUAAUUCCACUCUGGCUUCCACAGUCCCUGACACAUCACAGAUAGUUGAAGGGCGAGCACUAUCAAGUACUUCAAUCAAAGUAACAUGGACAACAGUGCCUUCAGCACAGAAAUACGAUCUACAGGUGUACUCUCGGACCACUGGAGCCAUGAUGAACUUUACAUACACCAACACCACAGCUGUGGUAACAAACCUGCAGCAUUCCUCCAUCUAUGACUGCUAUGUCUACACAGUUAACCAGGCAGGCCUGGGAAGCAAAAGCAAAGUGAAGACCAUCACAACCUUGGUGCAGCCUCCAGUGGGUAUUACUGCAACACAGACUGACCAGGUUACGGCAAGAAUAACGUGGGAGCCUGUGAAUACGGUCCUUUUAUACCAUGUCAGGAUUCGCAACCUAGAUGAUCCCAGCAGCCAACCCUCUUUACACAAUGUCUCAGACACCAAGCUGGAUGUUCAAGGCAUCCUCCCAUGCUCCACCUAUCUGAUAUCAGUGUCCUCAUACAGCACGUUCUUGGUGCCGAGCGAGCCCACGAACUACACAUACACCACCAACAAGCUGACACCUGUUUCAUCGGUAUCAGUGGACUACAGCUGUACCACUAACUCUGUCACCGUGUCUUGGCCGGCUGCUUCGGGGGCCACGUCCUACAGGGCCGUGGCAGUUGGCAGUAACGGCACACAGCUGGAAUGCACCAGCCAAAGCACCAACUGUCCGAUUAAAGAACUGAGCUGUGGCCAGGAAUACAAGGUGUAUGUAACGCCCAUGUCAGACAAAUGCAAGAACUUCAUCCACAACACCUCAGCUUCUUUUAAUACUGCCCCUUGUCCUCCAGCCAACCCGAUGUUGUUGCGGGACUGCGACACUGAUGUCAUCAUUUUUUCAUGGAAUCAGACAAACGAAGUAAACCACUACUUAGCCAGGGCAGUCGACUCCAAGAAUCUGGAAACAGUAGCCGACUGCAGCGUUGACAGUUUGCUCAGCAAGUGGGACAAUGCUGAGGGGGCACUGUACUACACCGUGGCAGCUGUGGGCAACUACAGAAACAGCAGCUACAACUGCAGCUCAGUGUCCAACAGCUGUGUUAUGAAGGGCGUCAAGUGUGGAGACCAUCUGACCGUCACCAUCAGAUCUUUUGACAAUGACUGUCCCAGUCCAACAGUGCUGGGGCCACCGGCUGAGACAACCCCAUGCACUCCCCAGAACAUCUCAGCAGAGAGAAAUUGUGCAAAAGACUCCAUCUCUGUGAAGUGGGAGAUGAACAACGCAGCACUUUUCUAUGUUGCAAUGGCAAAGGACAGCAAUGGGGUCAUUCAUAGCUGCAACUCCGUGGAUAUGUUGUGUACGAUCAGUGGCUUGAAGUGCAGCACCAGCUACAAAGUCUAUGUUAUUGCCUCCAACUUCAUGUGCAACAGCUCUGAGAGUGACAUGUUUACCAUAGAGACAGUUCCCUGCCCACCAAAUAACCUCACUGCCACCCUGGACUGUGCAGCCAAUGAGGCUCUGAUUUCGUGGCAUGGAAGUGUGAGUUCCUACACUGCUACCAUUAUAGAUUCAAGUCAGCGACUUUUAAGCUGCAGUUCCACUGCAACCAACUGCAAAAUACCUAACCUGAAAUGUGGCAAGCUCUACACUGUGACUGUCAGCCAGCAUGACGGCAACUGCUCCAGCAUGCCCUCUACGCACAUCUACAUGGAGUCUGUUCCUUGUGGGCCAGCCAGCGCAAGUGCCAGGGUGGACUGUGCAUCAGGCAAUGUGACAAUAAGCUGGAACGCAUCCCAAAAUGCAGAACGUUAUAUCGUCAAAAUCUCAAACGGCACCAUGCCGUUGACGUAUAACACCACACAGACAAACCUGGCAGUCCACACACUGGAGUGUGGCCAGGAGUACACAGUGAAUUUGAUGUCCUUCAAUGGCAGCUGCGUCAGUCGUCCUUCAGAGUUAUAUUUCAGGGAAGAGCCCUGCUCACCCUCUCAGCUGACCGUCUCAGUGAACUGUAGCAGUAACUCUGCCAAGUUAGCCUGGCAGAGGAGCCCCAAUGCAGUGUCUUAUACUGGCAAAGCCAUAACCGCAGACGGUCACAAUGUGACCUGUUCCACAACGACAGAACUCAGUUGUAAUUUGGAGGGUCUGCAGUGUGGAAAGAUGUAUAACUUCACUGUGUCAGCUUCAGAUUAUUACUGUCAGAGUCCAGACAGCAAGCCAGUCAUCCAUACAACUGCCCCAUGUACUGUGCAGAAUAUGCUGACCACUCUUAACUGUACCACCAACAUACUGACCAUCAGCUGGACACCGGGAUCCAUGCCAGUGAACUACAGCACCACAGCGGUGAUGACAAAUGGCACUACACUUCGCUGCGUCACGCAGAGUUCUAGCUGUACGAUGCCUGAGUUACAGUGUGGACAGCAGUACAGUGUGAGAGUCAAGCCCAUCAGCAGCACAUGUGAAGGACCCAGCAGUGUCCCGGAGAUUGUAAAUUCAGUUCCCUGUGUUCCUGUGAACAUCCAAACCCUGGUGGAAUGUUCCACUAACAGAGUGUGGGGAUCCUGGGAUGCAGCUCCUGGGGCAAUGUACUACAUCUCCACACUGAAAGGAGCAGGAGGUUUCUCUACAUCCUGUCAAACAGCUAACCAAAGAUGCCUCUUCUCUGGUCUGCAGUGUGCUCAGACAUACAUGUUCAGUGUGAUGGCCUCCAACAACAGGUGUAACAGCUCAAACAGCGUCAUGGACACAGCAACAACUGCACCCUGUGACCCUACAAACGUGGCUGCUACUCUGAACUGCCUCUCUGAUGUGGUGACGGUUACUUGGAGGGCCAGCGCCGGCGCAAAUUAUUACACAAUCCUGGCUGAGGCCAGUGGACAUGUCGACUCCUGUAAUUCCACUGGUACUUCCUGUGAACUAACCAAGAUGCAGUGUGGGAAUGACUACACUGUGACUGUUCUGGCAGGGGACACAAAGUGCAACAGCUCCAUAUUUGCUAAAACCAACAUUACAACAGCUCCCUGUGCUCCAGUAAUCCAAGACCACUCACUGAACUGUAGCUCCAACCAAGCUUUGGUCACCUGGGUUAAGGAUGAGGAUGCCAUGACUGUCAUGGUCAAUGCAACCUCCAGUAUGGGAUAUAUGCAGUCGUGCAGCUCAUCUUCCAACAACAGCUGUGUCCUGGAUCUGCUGUGUGGAAACACUUACACUGUAAAGGCUGUCGCAAAAGGACCUCAGUGUCAGAGCAAACCCAGCUCUGCUUUUCAGAUUGUUACAGCACCCUGUACCCCUGCAAACGUGGAGUACCAAUACUCCUGUGACACUGGCAUUGCUUUUGUGAGUUGGGAUGAGACUUUGGGCAGGAAGAGAUUCUAUGUGCAUGCUCAGUCUGGAAAUCUCACAGCCUCCUGCAGCACCAGCCAGACUGACUGCUCCCUGCCCACGCUGCUUUGUAGUCGCACAUACAGUGUAAAAGUAGUAGCUCUGGCUGACUCCUGCAACAGCAGCGUGCCCGGCGUAACGACUAUACAGACAGCCCCUUGUGCUCCAGUGAACGUCAGUGCUUCCCUGCUGUGUGACAACAACACUGCGGCAGUGAGCUGGCAACACAGUCCUAGUGCAGUGUCCUACAGUGUGAAGGCAGUUGGCAGAGACGGCGACCUCAAAAGAUGUGCCACAAACAGCACAAGUUGCCUGCUACCCAACAUCCACUGCUCUCAAACCUACAUUAUCACCGUUACUCCCUUCUCUAUGCGCUGCGAAGGCAGAGAGAGUUUCCCAUACACCUACAAUGCAGGUUCCUGCCCUCCCACCAACGUCCACAUGUCUCUGCAGUGCGAUGGAAAUGUGGGCCGUGUGACCUGGGACCCUGCCCUUCGAGCAGAUCUCUACUUGGCCACAACCGCACCUUCUCUCACGGACAAACACAUCCACAACUGCUCAUCCAAUGGAACAAGCUGCUCCCUUACAGACCUCCACUGCGGAGAAACAGUCGUUGUCACUGUUGUCACCAUAGAGAGAGGCUGCACGAGCCAACCCAGCGUACCAUUCACCUUACAAACAGUCAUCUGCCCACCCACUGGUGUGACUGGAGUGACAAAUUGCAGAAACAAUGACAUCACAGUAAGCUGGGACCCAAGUCCAGAAAGCGGAGUGACCUACUUCAUCUACUCCCAAGGAAACAGUGGGAUCGCUUAUAACUACUCCACAACUCAGACGUUCUAUGUGAUGAAUGGGCUGCAGUGUGGACAAGCAUAUAUGCUCUCAGUGGCUGCCCAGGACCCUGACUGCACCAGUCUCUUGAGCAAGCAGAUAGAAACUGAGACAGCCCCUUGUCUGCCUGACAGGGUACAAGCAAAGCUGGACUGCAAUGCUAACACCUUUGCAGUGGAGUGGAGGGGAAGCCUUGGGGACAUUGAUUACACUGCAAUCGCCAUCGGCAGCGACAAGACACGGAGAACUUGCAACUCUAGUAGCACCAACUGCGUCAUCCAGAACCUAACUUGUGGCCUCAUUUACAGCAUUGUCGUCACAACCUCGUCAAUCGACUGCGGCUUCAUUGAAGGCUCCAACUAUGAGAUACAGUCAGCCCCCUGUAAGCCAAACAGCGUGAUGGUGAAUUUGCAGUGCAGCACAAACAUGGCGACUGUCAGCUGGGCAAACUCAGGCCCAGACCAACUGCAGGUGGUGUCAGCGAGGGACAGCAGAGGAACAGUCACCACCUGCAACUCCACCAGCUCCAACUGCACCUUCAGUCAACUUAAGUGCGGGGAAAUAUAUGCCGUCAGUGUGGUCGGUCUCACAAGCAACUGCAGCAGUGAACUGGCUUUUGCCCAAAGACUCAACACGGCUCCAUGCAAUCCCACACACGUCACAGCAAGGGUGGACUGCAACACCGGCAUCACUGCAGUCACAUGGGAUGCUGCGCUGGGUGCCACAUCUUACACUGUCUAUGCUCGGGGCAGUCUGGGCUACAAUGCUCAGUGUAACAACACCGACACCAACUGUGACUUCCUUAACCUGGCCUGUGGACAAGACUACAACAUCACAGUGGUGGCUCGCCAUAACACCUGUGUCAGCAUGGUCAGCGAGACUGUCAAGACCACCACAGGUCCUUGUCCCCACAGUGGUCUGAGAACAUCCCUGGACUGCAACACCAACACAGCUGUGGUAUCUUGGACUACAGGAAUUGGCAUCCUCUACUACAAUGCCACAGCUCAAGCCUUCGGCUCCAUAGACAAGCAGACCUGCUCUACAAAUGGCUCCUCCUGUAAUAUCAGUUCUCUGCAGUGUGGGGAAAGCUACAAAGUGAGCGUCAGUGGGCAGGGACUAUACUGCAGCAGUCCUGCUCAGGACUGGCAGAGAGUGAACACAGCUCCCUGCCCUCCCACCCAGCUGAUGGUGAACUCUUCAUGCAAAUCAAACAACAUCUCAGUGUCCUGGCAGGCCUCUCAAGGCUCAGUCUCCUACAUGGCAGUGGCUGAAAAUGAACAGGGCCGCCGGUGGUCGUGUAACACCAGCAGCACCAGCUGCCAAAUAUCUGGUCUGCUCUGUGGGCAACAGUACAAUGUCUACGUUGUCGGUAUUGAUGACAAGUGUACUGGAGCCAAGAGUGACAUGAAGAAGAUUCGCACUGCUCCGUGUGUGCCACAGAACAUACAGAACCAUCUGGACUGCCUGUCUGGUGUCCUGAACAUUACCUGGCAGUCGACAGGUUACUUUUUGAACUUCCGCGCCUCUGUGGUGAACAGCAAAGGUCAAAAGAGCGUUUGCACAACUCCUACGCAUUACUGCAUUGUACAGAACAUGCAGUGUGGGCAGACCUACAAUGUUACAGUGGUGGCCCAAGAUGAAGCUUGCAACAGUUCCCAUAGCCCCACAGAGCAGGUCUCUACAGCUCCCUGCCCUCCCUCAUCCUUCCUUUCUAAUGUGAACUGUGGCACUGGCGUCGUAUCUGUCACCUGGAACAAUAGUGUGGCAGGGGUGAUGUAUACAGUGUCUGCUGCAGAUGCCAAAGGUGCCAAACACAACUGCAGUAGCACAAACAACGGCUGUAAUCUCAGCACACUGGCGUGCGGGAUGCAGUACAAUGUCACAAUCACACCAUCCAGGAAUGAAUGUGUGGGCAAAGACAGCCAAACUAAAAUGGUCAAAACAGUUCCUUGCGUACCCCAGCUGUCAGACGUGGAGAUCGACUGCUUGACGAACUCAGCGUGGGUGAUGUAUAACGAGUCUGCCGGAGCCAAAGAAUAUGUUGUGGUGGCAACAGACACCAGGGGUGCUGUUCAGACAUUUGAUUGUAACUCCACGUCAGAUGGGAUGUGUUCUCUGCCACCGCUUACAUGCAGCCAGAAUCUCACCAUUACCCUGAAGGCCAAGGACCAGCAGUGCACCAGUGCACCCAGCAACUCUGUCAAAACCGAGACAGGUGCUUUAACGUACACGGCCACGCUGGAAGACGUGUACGGAGACAGUACCACGUGUUGCACUACAUCAAACACUAGCUGUGAUGUCACACAUCUGCCAUGCGGCGAAAUUUACAUCGUGCACGUCACGGCUGAGGGACGAACCUGCAACAGCUCAGAGAGCGAACAGCUGAUGUUUAGGACAGUGCCAUGCGUUCCUGAGAAUCUCAAAGCCAGCCUGAGCUGCAGCAACAAUGUGGCUUCCAUGUCAUGGAGCUCUAUAAAGGAAGGACAGCUUUUCAGCGUAAAGGCAGUGGGUACUGACGGGCAUGUGGACGAGUGCAGAGUUCCUGACAAGCAGUGUGAACUGACCAAUCUGCACUGUGGACAGUACUACACAGCCACUGUGUCUGCAGAGGACAUGACGUGCAAGAGCAAACCGAGUGAGAAUGUGACGAUCAAGACAGUGCCGUGCACUCCAGCAAACGUCUCCUCCGUGGUCGACUGUCAGGCCAAUUCUCUCAUCGUUUCCUGGUCGAAAAGCUCAGGAGCCGAUUCCUACAUCGCCACACUGCACGACAGCACCAAUCAGGGCACAACAUGCCAGGCCACAACAGAGGGCUCCUGCAAUGUGACAGGACUCGGCUGUGGACAGAUCUACCAUGUUUCCGUAGUGUCUUCUGAUGGGUACUGCAACAGCCCGCCCACUCCUGUUGUUGACACACCGUCAGUGCCCUGUAAUGCAAUAAAUAUCAGGGCAUAUAUGGACUGUGCGAUUAAGGCAGCUGUGGUUUCAUGGUGGCCGAGUGAUGGAGCCUUGUCAUACAUCGCGAUGGCCACUACAAAGUCAGGUCACAACGUCACCUGUGAGACCAACAGGACCUCCUGUGACCUGACAGAGCUGCUCUGUGGACAGAGCUACUCUGUGUCUGUCAAAGCAAUAGGAAAGACCUGCAGCAGCAUCGCUAAAAUGACAGGACAGCUGGUCACUGAGCCUUGCAUCCCAAUCCAAAUCACCACCCAGUACAGCGUGACAAUCGGCCAGGUGCAGUGGGACAUAACCAAGGGUGCUAAUUACUACACAGUCACGGGGCAAACAGACCAGGGACUCACCACCUCCUGUGUUACCAAUGACACUUACUGUGCAUUGUACAACAUGAACUGUGGCCAAAUGUACAGCAUCGUUGUCACAGCAAACAACUUUGUGUGCCAAAAUGUGUCUACCUCUACUGAACAAGUUUUAAUUGUGACAGAGCCGUGCCCGCCCAAUAACGUGCAGACAAACGUUAACUGUCAGAAUAACCAGGGGAUGGUCUCCUGGGAGACAAGUUUUGGUGCAGUGGGUUACGAGGCUCGCUUCGCUGGCCGUGACGGACACUCGCUGUCCUGUCAUACUAAUGCCACUUCCUGCAGCGUGGAAGGACUUCACUGCGGAGUCAUCUACCACACUAAUGUCAUUGCUAUUGGGGAGAAAGUCAAUAGCAGCAGGUCCAACACUGUCCUGCUGUAUUCAGCUCCCUGCGCAGUUGGAAAGUGCACAGCUAACCUGGACUGCUACAAUGACACAGCCACAGUCUCCUGGAGUCCAGUCAGUGGAGCAAACUCCUACAUGGUGACUGCUGUUUCAGCAGAUGGUUCCCGCGCUUCCUGUGAGAGUACUGAACAUCAGUGUAAUCUGACAGAGCUGGAGUGUGGACAGGUGUACAACGUCACUCUCGUAACCAUCAGCGACCACUGCCGGACUGAGAAAAGCACUAAUAUCUCCUUUAGCACACGCCCCUGUAAGCCGUCACGUGUGGGAGUGGAUCUACAGUGUGGGACAAGUACAGCCAACAUGUAUUGGGAGGAAAGCGCGGGAGUGGAGCUCUACAUGGCUACUGCCACCAACAUGGGAACAACACUGAAGUGCAACUCCACCAAUUCCACCUGUCAGUUCUCUAACUUGACCUGUGGGGACACCUAUAAACUCUCCGUCAUUGCAUACAGCAACAGGUGCUACAGUGAAAUCAGUAGCACUGUGGAGAUUCAGACAGAACCCUGUAAGCCAGAUGGUUUGAGGGUCCAUGGGUCAUGUAACAAUGAGACGGUGCUGCUGUACUGGUUUAAGGCUAAAGGAGCAUCGGCAUAUAUUGUGAAAGCAGACGGAAACCUGGGAUACAGCACGUCUUUAAAAACUAAUAACACAAUGAUAGAGACCAACCUGCCCUGUGGACAGCUGUUCACAUUCACUUUAAAAGCUCAAGAUGACUGGUGUGACAGUCCUACAAGCCGGCCUGAAAAAUACAUGACAACCCCCUGCGUCCCGGCACAUGUACAGAGCUUUACACGCUGUGAGCAGAGCCUGGGCUCAGUCAGCUGGGCCGCGAGCGAUGGCGCAGAGUCCUACAUGGCCAUUGCAACAGGACAGGAUCGCCACAUCCACACGUGCACCACAAACACCACCAUCUGCACCUGGAAUGAUCUACACUGUGGUGAAACGUACACAGUUUAUGUCGUUGCCAUGAACUACGUAUGCACCAGCAUGCCGAGCAACAGCACUUCAAUUCGGAUGGGCGGCAGAUUCAGUGUGCACAAGCCGCCCCAGCCCACCUUUAAGUCUUACAUCAGUCUUUUCUCCUUUCGUCCCAAAGAGCCCUGUUCACCCACCGGUAUCUCCAGCUUCAUGAACUGCAUCUCCAACAUUGCUGUGGUGUCGUGGACUGGCUCGGCCGGUGCAGAGUACUACAUUGCCAAAGUUAGGACGGAAGAUGGACAGUCUUCGAGCUGCUGGUCUGACAGCGAGCAAUGUGCCAUGCCCAAUGUCCUCUGUGGACAGAACUACACAGUGACUGUGGUGGCCUCAAACAGGAAGUGUAACUCUGAUCCCAGUAAAGGUGACCCACUGCGAUCAGUUCCCUGCACACCCAACAUUGGCACAGUGAUUCUGGACUGCUUCACCAACUCAGCCCUCUUGGACUGGGCCUACGCUGAGGGUGCCUUGUAUUACAAUGCAACAGCACACUCAUCCAGUGGCCAUGUUUCCACCUGCAGCUCCAACAUCACCAACUGUGAGCUGCCAGGCUUACAGUGUGGUCAGAUCUAUGACGUGAUCACUGUGGCCUCAAAUUAUGAGUGCAGCAGCCCUCCCAGCUCCACACUCCAGGUGGAAUCAGUGCCUUGUCCUCCCGAGGAUGUUAUGCAUGUACUGGAUUGCUCUACUAACACAGCUGUGGUGGAAUGGCAGGCCAGCAGAGGGGCGGACUACUACAUUGUCCAAGCCGCCGGCGUGGAAGAAGAUGAAACGAGUUGCGAGACAAUGUCACAGUCCUGCAUCCUCGCAGACCUCUUAUGUGGAUUCACCUACAACAUCAGCGUGAUUGCUGUUAAUGAUGUGUGCAAUGUGUCAAAGAGUGACACACAGCAGAUGCAAGCAGUGCCCUGCAUACCACACCUAGUGGAGGCCGGGGUUGUUUGUGAGUCUGGUGCUGUGGCAGUGUCUUGGGAGCCAAGUAAAGGAGCAUUAUCCUACACGGUAGUUGCCCAGGGCCGCGGUGGCUACGCUUCAGUUUGCAACAGCAACGACUCAACCUGCCUGCUCGGUGACGUGCUGUGCGGCCUCAACUACUCGAUCACUGUUACUGCUUCAGAUGACACAUGUAACAGCACUCAAAGCUCUGCUGUGGAGAUCAACACAGUGCCAUGUGUGCCUCAGAAAGUAAGAGCUGAGAUGGUGUGCAGGAAUGACACAGGAGUGGUAUCAUGGGAAGAAGGGGAGGGUGUGUCCAUCUACAAGGUCCAGGCUUUUGGACCUGAUGGUCACAAGUCAGAGUGCGACACAACUGAAAGCAGUUGCAAGCUACCCAACAUGCACUGUGGCCAGCUCUACAACCUGACAGUUACAGCUCAGGAUGGACGCUGUGAUAACAGCCGAGCCCACCUCAGCCUGCAGUCAGUGCCAUGUAAGCCAACCAGCGUGAAAGCUUCUUUACGAUGCCACUCAAACUCUGCUGCAGUGACAUGGGAGGGGGCCAGCGGAGCUCUCCUAUAUACUGCAGUGGGUGUUACAGCAGAUGGCCGUUACAGGGCUGAGUGUAACAACACUAUGACCUUCUGUGAUCUGAGUGAGCUGCAGUGUGGGCAGACCUACAAUGUUAGCGUGUUCAGCCAGGAUGAGUCCUGUUCCAGUUUGGAGGGCAACAAAGCUUACGUACGAACAGCGCCUUGUCCACCACAGAAUGUGGUUGUUGGUGCACAAUGCGGAGCAGGUUCCAUGGUUGUGUCCUGGUCCCCCAACCCUGAUGCCCAGUACUUCCACGUGGCUGCAGUGAGCAACACUGGGGCGAGACUCUACUGUAACUCUACUGGAAAUAGCUGCACUCUAAAUAAUCUACCCUGUGGACAGAGCUACAACAUCACUGUGCUGUCUAUAAGAGAUGGUUGCCAGAGCAAACCGAGCGCUGUGGUGGAGUCUUCUUCAGCUCCAUGCAUACCCAGGAACAUUAAGGGUAGUCUGGACUGCAUAUCAAACAGUGCCUGGGUGACGUGGGACGACUCGAUGGGAGCAACCAGUUACUUUGUGCUGGCCCGAGCAGCCAAUGGUCACAACUCCAGCUGCACUACCACCUCAUCUCCCUGUAAAGUCCAAGAUUUGAACUGUGGGACACUUUACACCUUUAAGCUCAAGGCUAUCAACAAGCACUGCAGCAGUAUUGACAAUGCCACCUUUGAGCUUGAGACAGGUCCUUGCACUCUAACAUCCAUCAGUGCAAUGAGCCAAUGCAACAGUGACACCAUCCUAGUUGAAUGGAAGAAUGUUCACUGCGGCAUGCACUACAGCGUCAUAGUAGCAACUUCCUCUGAUAAGUGCAGCAGCCUCAGAAGCCCUCCAAAGAAGAUCCAAACAGCACCUUGCGUCCCAGCCAAUGUAACAGUGGUGCCAUCGUGCAAGGACGCUGGGGCCAAAGUGAGAUGGGCGGACUCUCUGGUGCCCACAUCAUACCAGCUGAUAGCCACAACUCGAGAUGGACACGUGGCAACCUGCAACACCUCAGUGAACAACUGCUCUUUGGUUGAUCUUCACUGUGGUCAGCUGUACAAUUUAAGCAUCACUGCCAGAGGGGAGAACUGUACCAGCUAUCCCAGCAGUUCAUCCUUUAAAACAGGUACAAAUAACUGA
Molecule: messenger RNA, 13791 nt
Organism: Pundamilia nyererei
Lineage: Eukaryota; Metazoa; Chordata; Actinopteri; Cichliformes; Cichlidae
Source: RefSeq, a predicted model, not a curated record